GAUCUUUAUCUUUUGCGUUGCUUUCAUCAUUAAUAAUUCUUUUGAAUAUCCGGAGGGGAAAUUUUUUUCCAAAACCGCAACACAGAUAGAUAUAGAUUCCUUCCAAGAAUGACAACACUUACCAGACACGACCUCGAAGUUCUCGAGAAAAUAAAGGAUCCUGAGUCGGGUCCUUCGAAUCCCCUCCUUAUCGAUGAUUCGCUUCCCAAAGACCCGCAUAUCAUCGAUCUUUCUACAUAUCAAGAAAUUGCGCAACGAGAGAGAGAUAUUAUUCUCUCCAUGCAAGAUGUAGAACUUCAGAUGGCUGGGUUGAAACCUCUUGCUGAACAUUCGCCUUUAUCUCAAUAUCAAACUUGCCUCCAGAGCUUGAAUGGUUUGAUUGAAGAAUAUCCUAACUAUGCCAGUGCGAGGAAUAACAGAGCACAAGCAUUACGUCGUGUUUAUGGCGAUUUGAUGUUGGUGAAGAGAUCCUCUACCAAAGGAUCUGGAACUGGUGUGAACGAACCUUUGGAUACGGAAGCAUCUGAAUCCACCAUAAAACUUGCAUCAUUUAACGCCUUAUCCGAUCUUGAUAAAGCAAUUUCACUGUUGGCUCCAAAGACACCCUGGGCAUCAAUAUCUCCUCAAGCAGCAAAGACGCUUUCCCAAGCCUUAACGCAACGAGGUGCCUUGUAUCAUCUAUCAGCUAAACAACUUUCUUCUGACGCUGAAUCGAGUGUGAGAAUUGAUGAGAGGAGAAGGGAGGCGAAGUGGAAGACGAUAGAAUUUGAAGAGGCAGCAUCAAGGGAUUUUAUGACGGGCGGAAGGUAUGGGAAUGAGAUUGCAAAGGCGCUAGCGGUGAGCGCAAAUCCGACGGCAAAACUUUGUGGAGAUAUGGUCAGGCAAGCGAUGAAGAGAGAAAUGGGUGGCGGUGAAAGCUGAAUGAAAACAUUCCUGUAAUAAUAUGUUUGGGGCAGGGAAUGAGAAAUGAUUGCAUUUAAUAAUGAAGGCAAAGGAUUUUUAUGGUUCGCAGCUUGGAACCCAUGGCGUUAUGAAUAUAAUACCAACAUUUUGGCUUAGAAGAGAUUCCACUAAUGAAUUUUUUGAAGUAUACAAUUGUGAAUCAUCUCAAUUUACUUGCUAUCAUGAUGCUAUGACCAAACCUGAGAAUAUCGUUUAAAAAAUGACAAUAUUAAACUUGUAA
This is a messenger RNA of Botrytis cinerea B05.10, 1183 nucleotides long. RefSeq lists its product as hypothetical. The coding region runs from base 109 to 921 and encodes 270 amino acids. Gene Ontology annotation, biological process: cilium assembly. The transcript has a single exon. NCBI's taxonomy places the organism in Eukaryota, Fungi, Ascomycota, Leotiomycetes, Helotiales, Sclerotiniaceae. The record is from RefSeq and is a predicted model, not a curated record.